AUGACGACAGACUAGGGGCGGGUCUUGUCUAUGUAGUCCACUUCCUGCUUCUCUGCCCUGGUUUUGCCUGAUCAGCUGCAUCAACCCUUUAUCCGACGAAAGACACAAUGUCACAUCAAACGGGCAUUCAAGCGGGUAAUGAUGUGAAGGAUAUCUUUGCCAGUGCCAGGAGCGGAGACCAAUAUCGAGUCUUAAAGAUCGUCAUUGAGGAUGAGCAGCUGUCUCUGGACACCACCAAGAAAGCAUCAAAGAAGUGGGACCAGGAGUAUGAUUCCUUAGUGCUGCCCCUCCUCGAGGCUGACGUGCCCUGCUAUAUUCUGUACCGGCUGGACUCCACUAACAACCAGGGCUACGAGUGGAUCUUCCUGGCCUGGUCACCAGACCAGUCUACUGUGCGACAUAAAAUGUUAUAUGCUGCUACCAGAGCCACAAUCAAGAAAGAGUUUGGAGGCGGGCACAUUAAGGAUGAGAUUUUUGCUACCACAAAGGAUGAUUUGAAUCUCAGUGGCUACAGGAAAUAUCUGACCUCGCAGGCUGCUCCCCUGCCCCUCACUGCUGCAGAGGAGGAACUGAGACGGAUUAAACUAAAUGAGGUGCAGACGGACAUUAGUGUGGACACCAAGCAGCAGACUCUGCAGGGAGUGGCCUUCCCUAUUCACAAAGAUGCCGUUGCAGCACUUGAACGUUAUAGGAACAAAAAAAUCAACUACGUACAACUGCAAGUAGACGCCGAACAGGAGCUGAUUCGGUUGUGCAGCACUGAGCCAACAGAGGUGAAAGACCUGCCAAUGAGAAUCCCGAAAGAUUCUGCACGUUACCACUUCUUCCUCUACAAACAUUCCCACGAAGGCGACUAUUUAGAGUCCACAGUCUUCAUUUAUUCUAUGCCUGGGUACAAGUGUGGCAUCCGAGAGAGGAUGCUGUAUUCCAGCUGCAAAAAUCCCUUGGUCGACAUGGUGGAAAACAAUCUCCAGAUUGAUAUUGAGAAAAAGUUGGAGAUUGACAAUGGGGACGAACUGACCAGUGAUUUCCUGUACGAGGAGGUGCAUCCCAAGCAGCAUGCACACAAGCAGGCCUUUGCCAAGCCCAAAGGCCCUGCUGGGAAGAAGGGUGGCCGCCGCAUCACCCGGCCACCUGCAGAGAGAGAGGAGGAAGAUUAAACAGACCUCAGCAUCUGGCCACCACCUCCACCCAGAGCACGUUCCACAGUGGAACAUUCCUGUGAUGGGGGGGAAAUCAUAUUUGACACGCUUGUUUAAAAGAAUAAGACAACUUCAAAUUCCCGCAAAGUUCACCAGAGACCCAACUAUGCACGCCAAGGACAACUGAGCAAUGACACUUCAGAAUUUCCAUUUGUAGCUUGCCAAAUGGAAGCAUAUUUGUGUAUGUAAGUUCAGCCACAAAAAUUAAUUUACAGUGAUUCAAAGAGGCUCAAACAAAGUCAAACUUGAGAUUUUUACAUUGUUGCCAACUCUGAGACUUUAAAAAUGUUAGUGUGACUAAUGUGAACUUGCGCCAUUAUGAUAAAAUUCCCCCAUUUUGAGUUCACAUGCUCAAAUUCUUAACUUGCAUUCCUUAAGUCUGUGUCAAUUAAUGUUUUUGUGUCUAAUGUGUUGAACAUUUGUCUCCUACUGUUUGCACAAUGAGGUGCUCCAAAGCAGAAAAGAUAUAUAUCCCACUUGUGUCCAUUGAUUCGUUUUAACAGUGCAUUUUAUAUUGGAAAAUUUACUUCUUUUUUGAUAUAACUGUGGUUUACAUGAAAAAUCAUCUGCUGAGAAACUUAUUUUUCUAUGCAAGUGCUGUAAAUGUACAUAUUGUAGCUGUGUGAUGCUCUAUGAUUAAGAAACAGUCUGGUCUGGUCUGUUCUGGUGAUUGUUAGUGUCGGUGAGGAUCACAGUGGAAAGAACAGGGGCUUCCAGAAAUAUUACAUCAAUACAUCUCAUAUUUCACAAAGAGGAAGCUACUCAAACUUUUCUGGCUCCCAUACAAGUGGGAACCCAAGCAACCGGAUAGGAAAGGGAAUUCUAUAAGUACCUUGGUUAAAAUGUUGCCACAUCCACUGGUCUACUGAUUAAUAUUAGUCAAACUACUAAGCUCACCUCAUCAAAGGGGAAAUCCCUUUAUCUUCAUACAGUGUCAUUAUAAUAGAAAAAAAAUCAUGUUUGGUCUUAUUUGUUUUCUUACAAAUCUUUCUUUUAAAAGAGGAGAAAUAAAAUAUUUAAAUCCUA
Messenger RNA from Siniperca chuatsi (mandarin fish), 2228 nucleotides. RefSeq names its product twinfilin actin-binding protein 1a (gene twf1a). Gene Ontology annotation, molecular function: actin filament binding; actin monomer binding. The record is from RefSeq and is a predicted model, not a curated record. Bases 108 to 1160 code for a protein of 350 amino acids. Lineage: Eukaryota; Metazoa; Chordata; Actinopteri; Centrarchiformes; Sinipercidae. Gene Ontology annotation, cellular component: cytoplasm; myofibril; actin filament. The transcript is spliced from 9 exons. Gene Ontology annotation, biological process: regulation of lamellipodium assembly; barbed-end actin filament capping; actin filament depolymerization.